AUGACGCCAAAUCCGCUGGAUCUAUUCGCUAGUAUUCGAAUCCAUGGCCUUGUCUCUUCGCAGGAAGGGGAGCGGCUCAGCAUUGAACUGGACCGCUCCGUCUCGUUCCCAAUCCCUGUGUGGCACGAUCCUGACCAGAGACCCAAAGACCCCGAGGGAGAUGUCUCCGCGCGACCGCUUUCAACGGCAGAUUUCUUAAAUCUAGAGCUGGAAGCAUGCAUCUCUGCCCCCCACAAGCCGAUUAGCAGCCAUUCCAAUCCUCUCGCACUUGGGUAUGGGCGGAGUGGAGACGUUUACCCACUCGAAGUUGUCGCCAUUCGCCAGCUUCCACAGUCCCUUUUCCAGAGCCGCGUGCACCAUGUCGACAUCGAAGCCCUGAAGAAGUCCCUACCCCCACUUUGCAUGAAAGUGGCCAGACCCACGUACGCACGUUCCGUGGCCCGUGAAGCUUGGUUUUACGAACGACUGGACAAAGAGGAACUUAUGGGCGCCGUUUCACCGAGCUGCUACGGGCUAUUCCACACCAAGGUUACCUCCAACCUGUCUAUCUUGCUCCCCCCAGACUACGAUGAAGUAGUCGAGGAACAAUAUGAAAGAAACCCGGACGGCACAUCGGUGAUGUCUGAAGACGAGUCCGACAGAUUUAUGGACGAUCCUUUCGCAAGCCACAAGUCAUCUCCUUGGCUCUCAUUCCGAGAAUCGAAAGAUUCUCCGACCAUCACUGCUCUCAUCCUCGAACGAGUCGGGGAGAGAAUGACGAUGGAAGAAUACGCGAUGGACGAGAACAGAAACGACAUAAACUCCAUCUACCAGGAGGACUUGAGGUACGCCUUGAUCCGUCAUCGCGAUGGAAGGCUUCCUAAUGUUCUGCGGGCCCCUCCAACCGCUCGAAUCUGCCCUAUCCACAAUCGCGCGCACCGUUGGUUUCUGGUCGAUUAUGAGCGCUCUCUACUAGUAACCAUGAGGGAAGAGGAAGAGUUGUACUAUCAGUAUACAUCCUUAUCAUCCUGGGUGCAUUGUGGGGGACGAGACAUCCCUUAUGGCGCAUGA
Coprinopsis cinerea okayama7#130 is the source of this 1050-nucleotide messenger RNA. RefSeq names its product protein kinase subdomain-containing protein PKL/ccin3. The record is from RefSeq and is a predicted model, not a curated record. The transcript has 2 exons. Lineage: Eukaryota; Fungi; Basidiomycota; Agaricomycetes; Agaricales; Psathyrellaceae. The coding region runs from base 1 to 1050 and encodes 349 amino acids.